GGCUGGAAAAGUUUGAGGGCUGGUACCUGCACAGCCGGGACUACAAGAGCCCACACUCCUUUGCGGGGAAGCAGGUGGUCGUGGUUGGCACCGGGAAUUCAGGCGUCGACAUUACUGUGGAGCUCAGCCACGCAGCCAAGCAGGUCUUCCUCAGCACCAAGCGCGGGACGUGGGUGCUGCACCGGGUGGCAGAGGGCGGCUACCCAUUCGACAUCUCCUACCUCACCCGCUCCAUGCAGCUCCUCUACAGCCUGCUGCCUCGCAAUGCCCUCAGCUUCCUCCUGGAGAGGAGGCUGAACGCCCGCUUCAACCACGCACUCUACAGCCUGCAGCCCCAGCACCGGGUCCUGGAUCAGCACCUGACCAUCAAUGACGACCUGCCCAACCGCAUCAUCUCGGGUAGGGUGGUGGUGAAGCCAAACAUCCAGGAGUUCACAGAGACAUCUGCCAUCUUUGAGGACGGCACCAGAGAAGAGAUCGACGCUGUGGUCUUUGCCACAGGAUACAGCUUCUCCUUCCCCUUCCUCGAGGGCUGUGUGAAGGUGGUGGAGAACCAGAUCCCCCUCUACAAAUUCAUGUUUCCACCUGACCUGGAGAAGCCCACGCUGGCUUUCAUUGGCUUCGUUCAGCCUGCAGGUCCCCUCAUGCCCAUUUCUGAGCUCCAGUGUCGCUGGGCCACUCGUAUCUUCAAGGGGUUGCACAUCCUGCCGCCUCCUGCCAACAUGCUGGCUGACAUUGCGCAGGCCAAGGAGAACAUGGCCAAGCGGUACGUGAAGAGCCAGCGCCACACCAUCCAGGUGGAUUACAUCCCCUACAUGGAUGAGCUUGCCUCCCAGGUGGGGGUCAAGCCCAACCUGCUCGCCCUCUUCCUCACGGACCCCAGGCUGGCGCUGGAGGUGUUCUUCGGGCCCUGCACGCCGUACCAGUACCGCCUGCGGGGCCCCGGCCACUGGGCGGGUGCCCGGGAGGCCAUCCUCACCCAGCAGCAGCGAGUGGUCAAGCCCCUGGAAACCAGAGCCAGGGACCGUCACACCUGCUCUGACACCAUGCCCCACAUCUUCAUGGUUUUCUUCAGCAUUG
Merops nubicus (carmine bee-eater) is the source of this 1080-nucleotide messenger RNA. RefSeq names its product dimethylaniline monooxygenase [N-oxide-forming] 5-like. The record is from RefSeq and is a predicted model, not a curated record. Gene Ontology annotation, molecular function: NADP binding; flavin adenine dinucleotide binding; N,N-dimethylaniline monooxygenase activity. The transcript is spliced from 5 exons. The annotation marks the transcript as partial. Lineage: Eukaryota; Metazoa; Chordata; Aves; Coraciiformes; Meropidae.